Rotaria sordida is the source of this 1210-nucleotide messenger RNA. The record is from the annotation of a GenBank genome assembly. NCBI's taxonomy places the organism in Eukaryota, Metazoa, Rotifera, Eurotatoria, Philodinida, Philodinidae.
AUGAGUGAAAGUUCAGAUCAACAACAACAACAGCAAUUAGAGCAAUUAAAAUUAGAAACUUCACAACAAACAACAAACGAUAAAUUAUGGACCGAUCAAGGAAUAAAUGAAAAUAUUGUACAAAAAAUUCGUUUAUGUAUUGAAAAUGGUAAAUUACUUUCACCUGAUAUUGAUAGUCGUGUAUGUGAACAAUUACGUUCAUUUCCUAAUGAUAUGACAAGUAUUGAUUCUUUAUUUAAUGAAUUUAAUAAUUCGGAUUUAACUGGUGUUGUUAAUAAAAGUGCUUUUUUAUGUAAUUUAAUUAAACAAUGGAAAAUUCAACAUCCACAAGAACAAAAAUCUUCAAAUACAAAUUCACAAUCAACACAAGAUACAGACGAUCAAGGAAGUAGUUCUGGUAAACAUAAACCAGGUCCAGAUGAAGCUAAACUUAAACAAAUCCUUGAUCGAACAGGAUAUAAAAUAGACAUUACGGCUGGUCAACGUAAAUAUGGUGGUCCACCACCUGAUGGUCCCGAACGACCAGCUCCAAAUAGUGAAGUUUUUAUUGGUAAAAUUCCACGUGAAGUAUUUGAAGAUGAACUCAUUCCAAUAUGUGAAGAAACUGGAAAAAUAUGGGAUUUACGUUUAAUGAUUGAUCCAGUAUCCGGUUUUAAUAAAGGUUAUUGUUUUGUUACAUAUUGUACUCAAAGUGAUUCCGCUAAAGCAUGUGAGAAACUUAAUGGUUAUGCUAUCCGUCCAGGAAAACUUUUAAAAGCAAAUGGUAGUAUUGCUAAUCUUCGUUUAUUUAUUGGUAAUAUACCAAAAACAAAGUCAAAAGAAGAAAUUCGUGAAGAAUUAUUAAAAGUUGUUGAGGGUGUAACAAAUAUAAUUGUCUAUACGCCAGCUGAUGAAGCUGAUAAGAAAAAAAAUCGUGGAUUUUGUUUUGUGGAUUUUGAUACACAUAAAAAUGCGUCUGUGGCAAAAAGAAAAUUAGGAAAUGCUCGUGUUCGAGUAUUUAAUCGUGAUAUUGCUGUUGAUUGGGCUGAUCCAGAUGAAGAACCUGAUAAUGAUACAAUGUCACAAGUUAAAGUUUUAUAUGUACGAAAUUUAACAUCAGAUGUAUCAGAAAAUGAUGUUAAAGAUAUAUUUUUACCCUAUGGAAAUAUUGAACGUGUACGCAAAGUUCGAGUAAGUUUUUCAAUAUAUUUAAAAUUAUUACAAAAAAAAA